UCCUUAACUAUACCUAUUUUCAUUUUUCACAUUCUCGUUAUUCCAAUAUAUAUUUUAAUUUUUACGUAUUUUUUUUCCUUAAAAUAAUAUAUUUACUCAUUUUCGUCGGCAAAAUGAAUUAAAAAUAGUAAUUGUGACUUUGGCAGUAGCAACUAAGCAACUAAACACUCCUUUUUCUUACACUCUUCUCCGCUAUUUAAAUCAGAAUCUACGUUCCCUCUGUUCACACUCUGCCAACACCUUUCACUUCGCACCUCCCUCACUAUAUACGCGUAUUCACAAUGAAGAGAUAGCAUCUUGCUUUUUCCUCUUAGAUCUGCUUCUUGCUGAACAACCAGAGGUAUAAAUAAUCAGUGAGUUCCCUUAGACGGCAUGGCUGUUGGGAAGUAUUCUAGAGUAGAUGGUAGAAGAUCAUCAACGAGUUACUGUUCAACAGUGACUAUUGUUGUGUUUGUUGCUCUAUGCUUGAUUGGGGUUUGGAUGAUGACAUCAUCUUCUGUAGUUCCCGUGGGAAAUGGUGAUGCGUCUCAGGAGAGUAAGAAUGAGGUGACAGAACAGAGUGAGGUCAAAGAACAGGUGAGUGACACUGAUAAUGGCAAUUCUCGGCAGUUUGAAGAUAAUCCAGGUGAUUUGCCUGAGGAUGCGACCAAGGGGGACAGCAAUGUCACCUCUGAAGACAAGGAGGAAAGUUCCGUAGACAAGUCUUCUGAAGAUACAAAGACAGAAGAUGUGGGUAAGAAAACAGAAGACGAAGGUUCCAAUACAGAAAAUAUUGAACUAAACUCAGAGUCAGAAGCUACAGAAAGUAGUAAAGAUAGCGGAGAGACAUCCACUAAGGAAUCUGAAUCUGAUGAGAGUGAAAAGAAAGAUGAAUCCGAUGACAACAAGAAGUCUGAUUCAGAUGAUAGUGAAAAUAAAUCUAGUAACUCCAAUGAAACAACAGAUAGUAAUUUAGAGGAGAAGGUGGAACAAAGUGACAACAAAGAAUCCGAUGAUAACUCUAGUGAGAAGAAUACAGAUGAUAAUGCCAAAGACCAGAGUUCAAAUGAGGUAUUCCCGUCCGGGGCUCAGUCUGAGCUUCUAAAUGAAAAUACAACACAAACCGGGUCUUGGUCUACUCAGGCAGCAGAGUCAAAGAAUGAAAAGGAGACUCAAGAAUCCUCCAAGCAGACAACUGGGUACAAUUGGAAAGUUUGUAAUGUUACUGCUGGCCCUGACUUUAUCCCAUGCCUGGACAACUGGAAAGCCAUCAGGAGUCUUCGGAGCACUAAGCACUAUGAACAUCGAGAAAGGCAUUGUCCUGAAGAACCCCCCACCUGUCUUGUCUCUCUUCCUGAAGGAUAUAAGCGCUCUAUUGAGUGGCCUAAAAGCAGAGAGAAGAUAUGGUAUUACAAUGUUCCACACACUAAGCUUGCUGAAGUUAAGGGGCACCAAAAUUGGGUGAAAGUCACGGGUGAGUACCUUACUUUUCCUGGUGGCGGAACCCAAUUCAAGCAUGGGGCACUUCAUUACAUUGACUUUAUACAAGAGACUCUAGCUGACAUUGCAUGGGGCAAACGCACACGUGUUAUACUAGAUGUUGGAUGUGGUGUGGCCAGCUUUGGAGGCUUUCUCUUUGAUAGAGAUGUACUUGCAAUGUCAUUAGCACCAAAGGAUGAACAUGAAGCUCAGGUUCAAUUUGCUCUCGAGAGGGGGAUUCCUGCUAUAUCUGCUGUAAUGGGCACAAAGAGGCUUCCCUUCCCUGGGAGAGUAUUUGAUGUAGUCCAUUGUGCACGAUGUAGAGUUCCAUGGCACAUAGAAGGUGGUAAACUUCUACUGGAGUUGAACAGAGUAUUGCGUCCUGGUGGUUUUUUUGUAUGGUCUGCUACUCCUGUUUAUCAGAAGCUUUCUGAAGAUGUUGAAAUAUGGAAUGCCAUGAAAGCACUAACAAAAGCAAUAUGCUGGGAACUUGUGGCGAUCAGCAAGGAUCAAGUUAAUGGAGUUGGUGUGGCCAUAUACAAGAAGCCACUAUCCAAUGAGUGUUAUGAGAAUCGAUUAAAGAAUGAGCCUCCGCUGUGUCAAGACUCUGAUGAUCCCAAUGCAGCAUGGAAUAUUAAAUUGCAAGCUUGCAUACACAAAGUGCCAGUUAGUUCAAGCGAGCGUGGGUCUCAAUGGCCAGAAAAGUGGCCAGCCAGACUGACCAGUGUACCAUAUUGGUUGUCAAGUUCCCAAGUUGGAGUUUAUGGGAAGCCGGCCCCUGAAGAUUUUACCGCUGAUUAUAAACACUGGACACAUGUAGUGUCCAAGUCUUAUCUAAGCGGGAUGGGAAUUCAGUGGUCAAAUGUGCGGAAUGUCAUGGAUAUGAACUCUAUCUAUGGAGGAUUUGCCGCAGCUUUGAAAGAUUUGAAUAUUUGGGUCAUGAAUGUAGUUUCAAUAGACUCUGCAGAUACCCUUCCCAUUAUUUUCGAACGGGGUCUUUUUGGUAUAUAUCAUGAUUGGUGUGAAUCAUUUAGUACCUAUCCUAGGACGUAUGAUCUCCUUCAUGCAGAUCAUCUGUUUUCAAAGAUUAAGAAAAGGUGCACUGUAGCUGCCCUAGUAGCCGAGGUUGAUCGGAUUCUCAGGCCUGAAGGAAAGCUUAUUGUCCGUGACACUGUUGAGAUCAUUGACGAGCUUGAGAAUUUGGUAAGGUCCAUGCAAUGGGAGGUUCGCAUGACCUAUUCCAAGGAUAAGGAGGGUUUGUUAUGUGUUCAGAAGUCCAAGUGGCGGCCUAAGGAGGUGGAGACACUCCAGUAUGCUAUUGUUUAAGCAUGGAUGAGAUGCCAAAAUUCUUGGGUUCUGGGUGCUCAAAAUUCUUACAUAUGUAAUUUGUAUUUCCACUACUAGUCAGUUUAGGAAUCUAUGUAUUCGUCUAUUUUUCUUUGGCCAUUAAUUUUGAUAUCCUCUAUUUAUUUACAUUUAGAGAUUGGUGUUUUCUGCUGUAAUAUGGUGUCAUAGUCAGUGAAGGAAAUUUGAUCGCAUUCUUGCCAAAUGUAGAGGUCGUUGAUUGUUUUGUAUGCGAAAUAGUUGGGAAUUUGGAAAUAACCAUCA
Molecule: messenger RNA, 3066 nt
Organism: Cicer arietinum (chickpea)
Lineage: Eukaryota; Viridiplantae; Streptophyta; Magnoliopsida; Fabales; Fabaceae
Product: probable methyltransferase PMT26
Cellular component (GO): cytoplasm; endosome; trans-Golgi network
Molecular function (GO): methyltransferase activity
Source: RefSeq, a predicted model, not a curated record